Molecule: messenger RNA, 1150 nt
Organism: Trametes versicolor FP-101664 SS1
Lineage: Eukaryota; Fungi; Basidiomycota; Agaricomycetes; Polyporales; Polyporaceae
Exons: 6
Source: RefSeq, a predicted model, not a curated record
GUUGUGCCACAUCGGUCUCGUGGCAGCGACGCCUUGUUGUAGCAACACAAGCUUUUGUUGCGGACUUCGGUUCGUUGCUAAGGUCGGCGCACGCUUCCUGGACCCUGUUCGCUUGUGGCAGUCAUAAAAUCCGACUCGCCUGCGCCAUGUCGUGUCCCUACCACCCUCCGCCACCAUGUCUGGACCUAACUGGAUCUCUGCCGCGUUCGAGGAGACCUUCAACCUCCCCUACCGCCACUUCCACAAGCCCAACGUCCCGAUCCCCUCAUUCUGGGGAACCCUAGCUCACCUUGAUCUUCGGCGAUAUGCUCACUUAGCCGUGCUCCCCAAGAUGGAGCUCAGCCCGGCUGUGCCCCCGCCACCAACGCCACCUGACAGAGGACACCGAAACAGACUGAACGUUGAACACGAGCCAUAUAGGCGUCUCGACUUCAUCUACAACAUCAGCGUCUUCGCAGAGACCGCGCUAGAUUUUUGCUUGACUAGAUUGCCUUCGGUGAGGACGGGCGACGCAGACUUCGAUAGCGAAAACGGUGGCGGCAUCACUAUAGCCUCCCAAGGCUUCCAGAUAAACACCCCCAUGCCGAUUGGGAAACCGUCGGAUGUCGACAAAGUGUUGAGAUGGGUCAUGGAAUACCCGCUCGCUACUGUCAACCAUAUGAUGCAUCUGGUCCACCCCGACACGAUAGACUACAUAGUGCAAGAAGGUGGAAACGACGGCCACGAUAAAGGACUGAUCCGAUGGGCGUAUUGGGGCCGAGACGAAAACACAAUCACUGAGGCGCUCGAUACAUGGUCCGAGUCUGUGAUGGUCUUCGUCCAGCCGCCGUGGAUCCUCACUCAAGCUGACAUGGAGGCGUUCGUCGGUUGCCCAACGUUUCCAGCACCAACCUCACAAAAGAAAUUGAAGAGCUACGAGAGGCUGUGGGGAAAGAUAUGGGACCUGUGCACCCAAAAGCGUUCGCACUGGUUCGUGCUGACGACGUACUGGGGCUGGCCUGACAUUUUGUCAGGACGUACGCGCGCGUUCACGUCCCAGAUCAUCCCGUUCGACUCCAAAGAGCCUACUGUCCUGCAAUGCCUAUUCUUCUGGUUCACCUCUGCCGUCGCCUCGCAGCUACCCCAACAAGGCGCAUGGGCCAUCCCAGAG